UCAUCACACCUUCAACAUGGAUGGCGGCAGCUACGACGAAGACUACGCCACGGAAGGCGGCGACGAAUCAUGCAGCCUCCUGCAGGACUCUCGCCGACGCACCCCUCUGCAUAUCAACAACUACUUGUCUCAAAUGGAGAAACUUCAAAAGCAACGCAAGCAACGGCAGCGACAAGUGCGGCUCCUUACGACGGCUCUCGGGUUUGUCACAUUUUGCGGCAUCGUGUGGACUCGGCAGUCGCACAUGGAGCUAGUCACGUCCUUGUUGCCCAAGGCCGAGUCGUCUCUACGUGCCAAUUUCGCCCGUUCAGCUGUCUUUUGCGACACUCGACAGUGCCUAGAUCUCAUUCCUCGGUCGUCGCUCGACUUGUCCGCGACAACUUGCGCAUCCGUCGACCCCGCGUUGUACGAGAACCUCGCGCGCUACGUCUUCGACUCUCACUACGUCCACCAAUGGCCACAUGACCCAGCAUUCCAAUGCACGCAACCAACGCUGCUGAAUUUCACCAUUUCCCCUAAACCGAAUACGCAAAUCAACUCGUGUCGAUAUCAUGCUGACGCCGUUGCUGUCGAAGCGGUUGGGACGUUCGACGCCUCGGGCGACGUGGAGUUGGUCACAGCCUCCCUCCUCGUCCCCCGUGAUGCCACGCAUGCCACCCUCGACGACGUUCGUCCGUUCGCCCCCCAAGUAUCAGAAAAGUGGUACCACAAUUCGCUGCAAGGCAUGCUUCAUGGAGUGAUCAACCCCACGCACGAAGAUGGCAUUUGGCUCACCGUGUAUUUCCCCACCAAUGAUGUUCCCUCUGAGUUGAACAUUGUGGUCCGCCGGGGUACCAAUGCGAUUGCAGGCACUAUGCAACUGAACACAAGUGUGGCGCUACCCUCUCACACUGGCCUCUUGGCCGUUCGCCUCGACCGAGACUUGCAUCAAUCGUGGCCCGCGGGGGACUACAUCGUGGUGAUCCAGACGGACAAUCUUAGCGAUCCCUCACAACUCGUGCCGUUUACUGUGCUACCAACCGAUGCGGCCGGCCAGAACACCGUCUUUCGAGAAAAGUACGAGCUAAUGUUGGCAUCUCCUUCGUCCCCCAAUGCUACUCAAGGAGUUGUAUGUGCAUCCAAGUCGGAGAAUCUCACAGCGUACUGCUCGUGUCAGCGUCAGGCCCGACAGGGCUAAAUCGAUCCUUGUAUUAAUGAUCCGAUACGAUUCGUUUGCAU
Messenger RNA from Aphanomyces astaci, 1218 nucleotides. RefSeq lists its product as hypothetical. The transcript is spliced from 2 exons. NCBI's taxonomy places the organism in Eukaryota, Oomycota, Saprolegniomycetes, Saprolegniales, Verrucalvaceae. The record is from RefSeq and is a predicted model, not a curated record. Bases 17 to 1177 code for a protein of 386 amino acids.